Pipistrellus nathusii (Nathusius's pipistrelle) is the source of this 198-nucleotide messenger RNA. NCBI's taxonomy places the organism in Eukaryota, Metazoa, Chordata, Mammalia, Chiroptera, Vespertilionidae. The record is from the annotation of a GenBank genome assembly.
AUGGGCAAAUGGCAGACCCCUUCCCCGGGCUUGGAGAAGGGCGUGACUGUUACCAAAGGCCGGAGUUCUCAAGCUGAAGAAUCCAACCAGCAACCCUCCAUGCGGAUAGCCCCCCCUCCAACUCAGCCUGACAGUGAGCAGCCAGCAAAGAACGAGGGACAACCCACCUUCCAUCUGAAGGUCCAAAGGCAGAAAUGA